AUGGCUGCCUCCGGUGAUAAGCUACCUAAAAUGCAGUACCGUUUCCUCGGUCGAUCUGGACUUCAGGUGUCGGCGAUUUCACUUGGAGGAUGGGUCACUUAUGGGGACGCAGUGGGCGAUGAGAUUGCUUUUGAAUGCAUGAAAGCCGCCUAUGAUGCCGGAAUCAAUUUCUUCGACUGCGCUGAAGGUUAUGCCGAAGGCAAAUCGGAAAUUGUCAUGGGUAAGGCGAUUAGAAAAUAUGGCUGGAAGCGGAAUGAUCUAGUCAUCUCAACAAAGAUCUAUUGGGGUCAGGCCCAUGGAGACAACCCAGUCAACAACGGUGGCCUCUCACGGAAACAUAUCAUCGAGGGGGUCGAGGGGUCACUUAAGAGAUUGCAGCUGGACUACGUCGACCUGAUUUACUGUCAUCGUCCAGACAGACAUACUCCCAUCGAGGAAACCGUUCGAGCGAUGAACUACAUCAUCAACACCGGAAAGGCGUUCUACUGGGGUACAAGUGAAUGGAACAGUGAGGAAAUCGCCAUGGCCUGGGCAUGUGCAGAAAGACUCAACUUGAUCGGACCUGUCAUGGAGCAACCGGAAUAUAGCAUGUUGGCUCGUGACAGGGUGGAACGGGAAUAUGCUUUGCUGUACGAGAACUACGGUCUUGGCCUGACAAUCUUCAGUCCGCUCAAGCAAGGCAUUUUGACUGGGAAAUACAACGACGGCAUCCCCGAAGACAGCAGGAUUGCCAAAGCUGCGGAUGGGUUCACCACCACCCAAAGAGAGAGCUAUGGAAAUGAGCAAUGGAAGAAAACGCUGGCUCAGGUCAAGCAGCUGAUGCCAGUUGCGGACAAGCUGGGUACCGAUCAGGCCACCCUGGCGCUGGCUUGGGUUUUGAAGAACCCACGGGUGAGUUCUGCCAUUACAGGAGCAUCCAAGGUUGAACAGAUCACGAAAUCUGUCAAGGCUUUGGAUCUGAUUCCCAAGUUGAACGACGAGGUAAUGGCCGAGAUCGACGAGAUACUUGGGAACAAACCAACGGUCCCAUAUAGACGGUUGUAG
Molecule: messenger RNA, 1044 nt
Organism: Cladophialophora bantiana CBS 173.52
Lineage: Eukaryota; Fungi; Ascomycota; Eurotiomycetes; Chaetothyriales; Herpotrichiellaceae
Exons: 3
Coding region: 1-1044 (347 amino acids)
Source: RefSeq, a predicted model, not a curated record